AUGGAUGCCACUCCUCUUAUUGAUAUUGGAGAACUUGAUUUUGAUGAAGAAUACCUUUGUGAUGAUUCCCCUCUUGAUAAUUUUCCCCCUAUCCCGUUUUCUGUUGGUUCGUCCACACCUGGGCCCCAACAAAAAAGGAAGAAAAAACGCAAGGCUUCAUACUCCGCUCUUGAUAAGUCCCUUAUCUUGUCCAUACGACCUCAAUUAGGGGGGCGGGAUUGGGAUGAUAUUAGUGGUCUCCUUAGUCCUGACGUUCUGACUCUCCCCCCUGACCCUCGGGGUAAUAUCACCGAGCCACCCAUAGAUAAGUAUUUUGGGGUCCACCUUUUGUCGCUACAAGUUGGGUUGCGGUUUCCCCUCAAUAGGUUUGUGGUAGAGUUUAUGAACCACUACGAGAUAGCCCCCGGCCAGCUUGUUCCCAAUGGUCACCAGGUAAUUGCGGGCUUUCUUGCUCUAUGUAAGGACAAAGGGAUAGAACCCACGCUAGAUCUCUUCCAAGCUUUUUUCAUAGUUGGUAGGGCUUCUCAGGAGGGUAAGGGAUUCGUCCAGAUUUCGAGCAGGCCACAUUUCAAACUUUUUGAGGACCGUCCUACUUAUAACAAGGAUUGGAAACCAAAAUAUUUCUUUGUCACCCUCGUGGGUUGUCCGUCUCCCUUUCGUUUCUCGUGGGGAUCCCAUUUACGUUGUCCUCCCACUCUCGACAUGAGUCCCUCCCUCCGCCGAGAUGUAGAUGAUUUAUUGGGAGAUGGUCUUCUAUCGAUAGCUGAUUAUACUGCCGAGUGGAAGCUCGCGGGCUUAGGCUUCGUGAGGGCUCGUCCAGCUGUUCUUUCACCCACGGGUACCAUGUCUUCAUCUUCGAGAACUAACCGAUACUUGUCGCGACCGGAUCCCCCCCCUAAGAAGAGCAAGGUGGAGAAAGGAAAAAGGAGUCAAGCCGAGGCCACGGAGGUGAUGCCGCCUCCGCCAACACGCACGCCGACCCCAUCCAAGAUCGCGCGGACCCCGUCCAAGAUCGUUGAGCGUACGCCUACCCCAACAAAGGUCACUGAGAGGGUGCGUACACCUGCUUCAGCCAAGGUUGACGAGGGGGUGACGGGGCCUCCACCGACUCGCACACCUACGGCCGUUACCUUUUCCCCUCAACCCCCCGAGGUGCAAGGAGACACUUCCAAUGAGUCUAGCUCGCGUGUCCGGACCAACUUGAUUCGAUUGGGAAUGGACGUGCCACCCGGAGCGUCGUUGAUAAACAAGAGUCUUGACGCGGUUGAGUAUGCUGCCCGUAUCGCUCCUCCUGCGGACGUGGAACACCUUGUAGCCAUGGAUGUCAACAUGCUGCAAGAGCGUUAUCUCAGGCACAGUUUUGAGGCCCUGCUAGAGGGACAGAUCAUUCAUGACCAACGAGGGCGGGUGAUGGACUCGCUCAUUGAGGAUGUUAAAAUCAGGGACGCGGACAACAAAAGCCUCAAGGACUUGCUAUCGAUCCGGGAAGGGGCCUUGAGCAAGAUGGAAGGCGAGCUUGGGGCGCUAAGGAAGGAACACCAAGCAUUGUUGGCUCGGGCAGAGGCUAUAAGCAAGAUGGAGGGCGAGCUUGAAGCCCUAAGGAAGGAGCACGAAGCGGCUAAACUCGCCAUUGUGAAGGAGCGGGAGGACCACGAGAGGACCCGUGCUGGCCACGCCGACGCCCUCGGCCGGGCUGUGGAGGUCUAUAAGGAUUCCGCCGAGUUUAAAGAGGACGUGAUGCGCUAUAUGACUACUCCUGAGGCCAUCCAGGAAUUCCUCAAAACUGGGGCCGGUCAAGAAGCGGUGGAGGCCGAGGCACAUGUGGCUUUUAGCAUUGGGCGGUACACGAAGCAACAGGAGCUCUUUUCAAUGCUGAAGGAGAAGGUUCCGAAUUUUGACCCCGUGUCCCUUGGCUUGCCUAUAAUAGAGAAGAAUCCGGAUCCUGAUGCUGAGGAUGAAUCCACACAUGAUGUUACGGGCGCUCGUGAGGACUCAUUGGACGAGUUUCACGGCAUUGAUACUAGCAACGUCGCCAAUGUUCCACUUGAUCACAUUAUGAUUGAGGAGUUCUCAGAUCAUGAGUAG
Messenger RNA from Ipomoea nil (Japanese morning glory), 2085 nucleotides. RefSeq lists its product as uncharacterized. The transcript has 3 exons. The record is from RefSeq and is a predicted model, not a curated record. NCBI's taxonomy places the organism in Eukaryota, Viridiplantae, Streptophyta, Magnoliopsida, Solanales, Convolvulaceae. Bases 1 to 2085 code for a protein of 694 amino acids.